Messenger RNA from Mesorhabditis spiculigera, 579 nucleotides. The record is from the annotation of a GenBank genome assembly. Lineage: Eukaryota; Metazoa; Nematoda; Chromadorea; Rhabditida; Rhabditidae.
AUGAUUUUCUUAUCUGUUUCUACGAGCGAUUCGAACCUGAUCCGGAACAUUUUGCGAACGCAGAAGCCGAGUUCAGCUUAUCCUGAUGAUCCAAACAUUGUGGCCGUCGCUGGAUUUGAGAAAUUUUAUCAGAAAUUGACACUUGGAAUGCUGAUUAACCUCUGCCUUCCGAUCUUCCCGGGCUACUGCUCGGCAAUUUACUGUCGUAAUCGAAUCCUGAAAAAGUUGAAUGAUAACACACGGAUGAGCAGUUCCACGAUACGCGUGCAAAGGAAUUUGAUAAAGGCACUCACUAUUCAAGCAAUACUACCAAUUUUACACAUGUCUCAAUGCAGCGUGUACGUGUGGAAACAGUUGGAAUUACCAUUUUCCGAUCGUAUGCCCUAUUUUGAGGAGAUGUUUGUUUUGCAAUCAGCGUUGAGCGCAAUUACUCCUUGUAUAACGAUGUAUUACGUUCGGCCGUAUCGGCGGAAAAUCAAGGAAUUCCUGGGUCUCCGAAAACCGAAGCGGUCGAUGAAUAUUCACAUGGAUACUUCAAAUAUUGAUAAGAUUUCGACGAAGAAUACGGAUGAGAUUGUU